AUGGACUGGGCUUCAUAUAAACUGUUAGCACUGUGUGGUUUGACUAACCUAGAGGAGCUGUACCUGGGUGGUAACCAGCUAUCUGACAUACCAGCGGAUAUCAGCAGGUUGAAGGUGCUCAGAAUAUUCUGGCUCAAUAUCAAUGCCUUCACUACAUUCCCAGUAGCACUGUGUGGUUUGACUAACCUAGAGGAGCUGUACCUGGAUGAAAACCAGCUAUCUGACAUACCAGUGGAUAUCAGCAGGUUAAAGGUACUCAGAAUAUUCAACCUCUCUAGAAAUGCCUUCACUACAUUCCCCACAGCACUGUGUGGUUUGACUAACCUAGAGAAGCUGAACCUGGAUAUCAACCAGCUAUCUGACAUACCAGUGGAUAUUAUCAGGCUAACAAAACUUGAGUCACUUCACCUGGUAGGCAAGAACAUCACUCACCUGCCACCUCAAAUGAAGAAUAUGGAAAGCCUUAGACAACUAGAUGUUUAUGGUAAUCCUCUGGUACAACCACCUAAAAAUACUGCCAAGAGGGGACUAGAUGCCAUCAAAAGGUACUUUGAGGCAUUAACUGACACCAAGGCAAUGCAGUCAAGUAGAAUACAGGUCAAUCUACUUGGUGAAACAGAAGCAGGGAAAACUAGCAUUUCACGUACAUUGCAACUUGGGCAGCCAACAUUCACAGAGGCAGCAGACAGGACAAGAGUGGUAGAACAAGGAACAUGGAAGACUGACCAAGAUAUUAACUUCAAUAUCAAUGACUUUGGUGGACAUGAUGUCUACAAAAUUGGACAUCCCAUUUUUAUCUCCAAAUGUGGCUUGGUUUUCAUCACUUUUGAUCUGUCUACAUACAACACAGAAAAUGAAGCUCAUUACAAGCUCCACAUUGGGCACUGGAUUGACAAGGUGCAAGCACAGAUGCCAGGUAUAAAGAUGGCAGUAGUGGGAACUCAUUUAGAUCAAGAUAAAGCCUCCAGUGCAAAAUGUUCUAUAAUAAAAAGCAAACUGAAAGAUCACAGGCAAAGGAAAGAAGAAUGGUAUGAGUCUCAAAUAAAGAGCAUUGAGAAGAAAAUUCUGAACACAGAUAGAACCCAGACAUCCAUCCUUCAAGCCUAUGAAGAUAAGAAGAGUAAACUGAAGUCCUUACAACGCCAAGUCAUAGACAUCCAUGAUGACAUUUUUGGGGUGAGUUCCGUGACCAUGGAGGGAAUUGAGGAACUACAACACUUCCUUGUUACUGUUGCAAGAGAGCGUGCUGUAAUUUUACCAGAAAUGUGGGUUGAUGCUGCCACCAUGGUUUGCACCAAGAAAUAUGAAGGCUCUGAAAAUACACUUGGCUGGGACAUGUUACAAAACCUCAUUCUGCAGUCUGCUCCAACACUCUGGAAAGAGAGAAAUUAUUCUAAUGAAGACCUCGAUUUGGCAACAUGUGACAUUUUAAGUUUUCUUGCUGACCGUGGUGACAUCAUUUGGUUCGAUUCAAGCCCUACUCUGAAGAGAGUUGUGUUUCACAGGCAAGAAGUUCUUGCAAAUGUUCUCAAAGCAGUGCUCAAUCAUGAGAGUGAUGCUGUUCUGUCCAAACUCCAACAGUCCAUGAGUAUAUCAGAACCUAAAGCAAAGAAAAUCCAUGAUGACAUCUUCAGCAGAGGCAUCAUUUCCAGAGAAGCACUGGACUGCUUAUGUGAGCCUUUCAGAUUAUCAACCACUGAAGCUGAUGUCAUGGUAGAACUGAUGCAGAAACUGGAGCUGUGUUAUCAAGUCCAGGAAGAUGAAUCCCUUUCAUCCAACACCUCAUUCCACUUUCCAUGGCUCCUCACUGAAGAAAGGCAACCUGAGCUAGACACAAAAUGGCCCAGCAAAGUGCCCCCAGACACCACUCAACUGACCCUGCAGAUUCUCUUUCCAUACAAAUGUCCAGAUGGCUUAUAUGAGAAAUUUUCUGUUCGCCAGCACAAGCAUCUCGGACUCAUGAAGACCAUACGAAUGGACUGGAAGGAUGGCGUGUAUGCAGAACUAAAAGGAUGCAAACUGCAGCUGACACGGGGGACACACCAGUCAAAUCCUGAUGUAGUCAUCCAAGUCCAAGACUGGUUUAUUAGCAUUGCUGUCCGUGGAUCAAAUCUCUCAGAUAUGUGGGGUGUUUUCAGACAAGGUCACGAUGACCUCAUGAACAUCAUUAAAGAGGACUGGCCUGGGCUGUCAUAUGACAAAUAUCUGGUGUGUCCCCACUGUGUGAGUGAGGACUGUGAGCACCCAACACUCUUCCCUGGAGAGAUACUUGACCUAACUCUGGGGACAGCUUCCAAACCAAGACAGGGGAGAUGUGUCAACACUGGUGUCUCCAUUCCUGCAGACCUUGUCUACCCACCACACCUGGUCAUGAGCUGGCAGGAAGUUCUGAAUAAAGAAAAAACAAGCCUUUGUGAAAAAAUCACAGAACCCUGUCUCCUGGACAUGUUAAAUGAGUUCCUCCAAGAAGGCAUCAUCACCCUUCGUGAAGCUGAAAUGGUUAGAGCAGAGCCUCCUCAACACCAUGACCAAACCUCAGCUACCAGAGUGGUAUGUCCAGAAAAAACUGCUGUCUUCCUGGACAUUUUAACCAGGAAACCUGUCAGGGCACAUAAUACUCUGUGUCUAUGUCUUCAGGAACAAGGACAUACUGAUCUUCUUAGAUUGAUCCAGUAAGGGAACUUUCCUAGACUGAUAAUCAAACUUUCCUAAAUAUUCACAGAAUGAAAGGGGACAGGGCAUUUAAUUUAUCAAUGGAAUACCUCAAGUAAUAUGGACAAAGUGUGCUUGUUUCCCUCUUUAAAUAUAGGAAA
Molecule: messenger RNA, 2813 nt
Organism: Lingula anatina
Lineage: Eukaryota; Metazoa; Brachiopoda; Lingulata; Lingulida; Lingulidae
Biological process (GO): regulation of apoptotic process
Cellular component (GO): cytoplasm
Molecular function (GO): protein binding
Source: RefSeq, a predicted model, not a curated record